AAUCAGAAGCAAGUUUAUGACAAUUUAAACAGAACAAAACAGAACAGAACAGAAAUUUUAUUUGGCAUUAAAUAGCAUAUGCACAUUUAUAGCCAUUUAAACACAAUUAUGCUUGCAUGUACAUUUGUCACUUUUCUUUGGAUCUUAGUUACUAGUGCUGUUCACGCUGGAGAAACACUCAGUGAUGAGCAACUUGUUGCUAGCCCGUUUAUUCGACAGCUUAUUGAGCGUUUGAGCGUUCUGGAAUCACGAGACCGGAACCAACAACAACAGAUCGAUAGACUGGAAGCGGAAGUUGACACACAACGGAAAGAGAUACUGCAGCUUCGGACUAGUGUUGAGAACAAAGACAGUCAGAUUCUUGAACUGGUCAGUGGUUCCAAGAAGGAGGACCAAGGAGCAGAGAUACCAUCAGAUCACAAAGAAAAAAGCACGCUGAUAAAAAGGGACAGUGCCGAUGCACUAAGAAUACGAAGAGCUGAAAACGAGGUCACAGUUGCCUUUUUUUCCGGACUAUCAAGUUCAAUCCAACACGCUGGGGAGAACCAAAAUGUUGUAUUUGACAAUGUAGAGACCAACAUUGGGAACGGCUACAAUCCUCAUCAUGGCGUCUUCACUGCUCCGGUGGCAGGGAUUUAUGUUUUUUCCACUUCGAUUUUGACGAAUUCUGGUCGAAAGAUCUGUGUAAUUGUUGUAAAUGGAGUCCGAAAAGCAAGUGUUUACACCCAUGGAGACGGUCACUUUGACCACGGCACACAGACACUUAUUGUCCAUCUGAAGAAAGGCGAUGACGUGGCAAUACAGAUAGUUGAGCAUAUCUACGACAGUACAAUACAUGGGGAGGUGCCACCUUAUACAACUUUCUCCGGGUUUCUUCUUCAACAAGAUUUCUCCAAUCCUGACAGCGUUGUUGGCUAAUUGCUGUUUUGAUAUUUGUCUGUGUGACACAAACAUGAAAUAAAGCUGGAA
Molecule: messenger RNA, 969 nt
Organism: Mercenaria mercenaria
Lineage: Eukaryota; Metazoa; Mollusca; Bivalvia; Venerida; Veneridae
Product: multimerin-2-like
Exons: 3
Coding region: 79-918 (279 amino acids)
Molecular function (GO): protein binding
Source: RefSeq, a predicted model, not a curated record